Molecule: messenger RNA, 1013 nt
Organism: Etheostoma spectabile (orangethroat darter)
Lineage: Eukaryota; Metazoa; Chordata; Actinopteri; Perciformes; Percidae
Gene: dynlt5
Product: dynein light chain Tctex-type family member 5
Exons: 5
Coding region: 324-857 (177 amino acids)
Biological process (GO): microtubule-based movement
Cellular component (GO): cytoplasmic dynein complex; cytoplasm
Molecular function (GO): dynein intermediate chain binding
Source: RefSeq, a predicted model, not a curated record
UCUCAACUGCUGUUACCAGGGUCAAGAUUGAUCAGAACAUAGGUCCACCUAGCAGCUUGUUUUUCAGAAACUUUAAACCACAUCUUACAGUCUUCAUCCGCAGAUGGCGUUAUGAACAAUGCAUGAGUGAAAUAGUCGUUGAAUAAUAAUGGAGCCGUUCUGCAGCAGGAAGCCUUCAUACGAGAAAACCCUUCCUACUCUGACUGACGGUUCAUGGUUACCAUGACAACACCAAGCUCUACGGAGCUAACUAGCUACUUCGUUCUGCUCGGGUCAAGAGGUCCUGAAUUCGGUUGUCGUCCUGUAAAGACAAAGCCGUCAUCAUGUCUGACCUGCUUAAAGACAAAUCCCAAAGAAGAGAGAAGAGGACAGGCAAGUUGCCCUCAGAGGGAAGCCAUGGAGUCAGAGGCAAAGAAACAACUGGCAAGACUAAGGACUCUAUAAGUACUGUGUCGUACAUGGAUGAACUAGCACACAAUGAUGACAACCCCCGGAUGACCAUAACAAUGGAGAACACCUACCAGAUGGGACCUUACAAACGCAUCCCUAUUCCUGCUGUCACAGACAUACUGAAGGAUGUACUUACCAGUUACCUCCAGGAGGAGAAAUAUGAAGGAGAGUGGUCUCAAAAAAUGACAAAAACAAUAUCUGAGGUGAUAAGAGCCCGUGUGAAGGAUCUCAUGAUUCCCCGAUAUAAGAUUGUCGUCCUGGUCCACAUCGGCCAGCUCACCGGGCAGAGCAUGCAAAUCAGCAGCCGCUGUCUGUGGGAUGCAACUAACGACACCUUUGCCUCCUACUCCUUCAAGAACAGCUCUCUCUUUGGGGUGGCAACUGUCUACGCUGUUUACUUUGAGUGAAUCAUGCAGACGUUGAAUAGACUGUGAUAAGAACACGAGGGUCGCUUUAGUCAUGCAUUUCUCACAGUUACAAAAAAAAUUGCUGCUGUUCUAGAGUUCUGUAUGUUGUAUAUUUUUCCAUGUAUAAAAUGAUAAAGCAAGAAUUUGUGAGUAAAA